AUGCCUGGUCAGAAACACGUUCAAGAUCGUGCUCAAGACCUGGUGACAGACGCUCUCGAUGGCUUGGCUGGACUCGCACCCGAUGUCAUCGUCGAACGAGCGAGUCGAGUCGCCUACCGUAGACCUGAGGCCUCUGACUGUCGAGUCGCCGUCAUCUCAGGAGGUGGAAGCGGGCAUGAACCCGCUCAUACCGGAUUCGUCGGAAGAGGACUGUUGGACGCGGCCGUUUGCGGGUCUAUCUUCGCCUCACCCCACAUGAAACAGAUCCGCCGAGCUCCUGGAACAGACACCGGUCCGAACAGUGGUGGGGUUCUUGAGGUUGCCCAAUUCAUCCGCGACGAUAAGGCUGUAUUCAGCGAACUUGUGAACUCGGCUCGAUAG
Molecule: messenger RNA, 381 nt
Organism: Filobasidium floriforme
Lineage: Eukaryota; Fungi; Basidiomycota; Tremellomycetes; Filobasidiales; Filobasidiaceae
Exons: 3
Coding region: 1-381 (126 amino acids)
Biological process (GO): glycerol catabolic process
Cellular component (GO): cytosol
Molecular function (GO): glycerone kinase activity
Source: RefSeq, a predicted model, not a curated record